AUGAGCGCAGAUAUUUCUCCUACAGUAGACUUACAGAAAUCCUCGGUCGACAUAGCUCGACGUCUCUCUUGCCUCCAGUAUUUUCUAUCUGCAGCAGGAGAGCUUCUCACUUGUAGUAGACUGGCUUUAUCUGAAUUUAAGCGACAUGGCAAAAAGAUAAUUGCUUUGAUGGAGAUUGCACGCACAACCCUCACUCGUGCUGGCUUGAAACUUCAUCUUUUUACGUCUUGUUCCGCAUCUUUUCUGCCGUAUAAAUCAGUUUAUUUCAAACUGCUCUUGUUAUUACGAUUCAAACGGAAUAAUUUUACCGCUGAUCUUCAAGGUCGACUAAAAAGAUUGCUACUUCCUUUAUCUACGCGACUGGUCAUCCGAUGCAAAAUCGAUCCAUACUCUCAGCUAGGCUUAGACGAGUCUCUGAUAAAAGCAGGAAGUUGCCCUUCGCAGAGACAAUGGACACUACCUGGCUCGUCUGGCACAACUUCCACAGCAAGAAAACAUGAAGUACCCGAUAAAGUCAUGCUCCCACCGGAUGCCUUCCCGGUCGAUUCUGAGCAAGGUGAUAGCAGGAAUCGAACUUCUACGAAAUUCUUAUACGGUACAUCAACAGCUCGAUCUCGCCCCGUUCACCGGCAACAUCCCAAUCGUGAAACAAAGCUAUGGGAUAGCGGGACCGAAAAUUCGCCACCAGCAGUGCGAUCAGGUCCGUUCCCAGGUCGCCGUAAUUUUGGCAUAUUCUGCGGGGGGAGAAAGACUGGAUUCCAGUCUCGAGGGCAGAUACGGUUUUCUUCAGCAAAGGUCACUGGGAGGGAUUGA
Serpula lacrymans var. lacrymans S7.9 is the source of this 813-nucleotide messenger RNA. RefSeq lists its product as uncharacterized. The coding region runs from base 1 to 813 and encodes 270 amino acids. The transcript is spliced from 5 exons. The record is from RefSeq and is a predicted model, not a curated record. NCBI's taxonomy places the organism in Eukaryota, Fungi, Basidiomycota, Agaricomycetes, Boletales, Serpulaceae.